Messenger RNA from Plenodomus lingam JN3, 501 nucleotides. Lineage: Eukaryota; Fungi; Ascomycota; Dothideomycetes; Pleosporales; Leptosphaeriaceae. The record is from RefSeq and is a predicted model, not a curated record.
AUGCAAGACUUCUUGGAAAGCAGCUCUCCGAAAAUCCUUCGAGACCACAACCUUUUGCUUCCACAAGCACGAGCUACUCUGCGAGCAAACCCCAUAUCCAAUGUAAUUCUUGAAAUUUGCCGUCACAAGUACUGCUCAACUUUGAGCAUUGACAUUGGAGUCCGCAUGGAUUCACUGAUGGUGAAGAGCGCUUCUACGACUGUGAAGGAGCAUUUUACGACCGCCAAAGAGCCAUCAUCAACAGUAGAGAGCGCAUCUACAACCAGGAGCCGCAAUGCGCAAGUGUCUGACAACUCUCCACCAGACAACACCAAGGACAGCCCAGCCAUGUUCAAAUUUCCGGGGUCUGUCGACUAUUAUCGCCCCGACGACGGCUGUGUCACAGAACCACCUGAAUGUCUUUCACACAUUGAGAUAAACGAGUGGGCGGAAAAAGUUUCGCGUUGGAAGCCAGGCCACAGAUCUCUGGGUGUAUUCCGCAAAGUCACUCUUAAUCUCUAA